Loxodonta africana (African savanna elephant) is the source of this 3440-nucleotide messenger RNA. RefSeq names its product ZFP64 zinc finger protein (gene ZFP64). The record is from RefSeq and is a predicted model, not a curated record. Gene Ontology annotation, biological process: positive regulation of transcription by RNA polymerase II. The transcript is spliced from 9 exons. The coding region runs from base 136 to 2073 and encodes 645 amino acids. NCBI's taxonomy places the organism in Eukaryota, Metazoa, Chordata, Mammalia, Proboscidea, Elephantidae. Gene Ontology annotation, cellular component: nucleus.
UCCGUCCUCCCCGCCUCGCGGAGUUGGGAGAAGGCCGGCUGGGGGGGUGGAAAAAUAAAAGGAAAAGUCCCCGCACCAUGUAACUCCGCGCCCCGCCUCGGCGCCCCGGCCGCCCCGGGCUCCCCAUCCGCGGCCAUGAACGCCAGCAGCGAGGCCGAGAGCUUCCCGGGCUCCGUGCAAAUUCCAGGUGGCACAACGGUGCUGGUUGAGCUGACUCCUGACAUCCACAUCUGUGGCAUCUGCAAGCAGCAAUUUAACAACCUGGAUGCCUUUGUAGCUCACAAGCAAAGUGGCUGCCAGCUGACCGGCACGCCGGGGGCGGCCCCCAGCACAGUCCAGUUUGUAUCGGAGGAAACAGUGCCUGCCGCCCAGACUCAGACCACCACCAGAACCAUCACCUCGGAAACGCAGACAAUCACAGUUUCAGCUCCAGAAUUUGUGUUCGAACAUGGCUAUCAAACUUACCUGCCCACGGAAAGCAACGAAAACCAGACAGCCACCGUCAUCUCUCUCCCUGCCAAGUCACGCGUCAAAAAGCCUGCAGCCCCACCUGCUCAGAAAAGGCUUAACUGUUGCUAUCCAGGUUGCCAAUUCAAGACGGCCUAUGGCAUGAAGGACAUGGAGCGGCAUUUAAAAAUUCACACGGGAGACAAACCCCAUAAGUGUGAAGUCUGUGGCAAGUGCUUCAGCCGGAAGGAUAAACUGAAGACCCACAUGCGGUGCCACACCGGCGUCAAGCCCUACAAGUGCAAGACGUGUGACUACGCCGCAGCCGACAGCAGCAGCCUUAACAAGCACCUGCGGAUACACUCCGACGAGCGGCCCUUCAAGUGCCAGAUCUGCCCCUACGCCAGCCGCAACUCCAGCCAGCUCACCGUCCACCUCCGAUCCCACACGGCUGCAGAACUGGAUAAUGAUGUUUCAAAGCCAGCCGGCCUCUCCACCGAAAGCUCUGACACCCAGAAGGCCCCUGUCACCUCUCUUCCCUCAGAGGCAAAGGAACAAACAACUACCCUUGGAGAGAGGACAUUCAACUGUUGCUAUCCAGGUUGCCACUUCAGAACUGUUCAUGGCAUGAAAGAUCUGGACCGCCACCUCAGAAUCCACACGGGAGACAAACCCCACAAGUGUGAGUUCUGUGACAAAUGCUUCAGCCGGAAGGACAACCUGACCAUGCACAUGCGGUGCCACACCAGUGUGAAGCCCCACAAGUGUCACCUCUGUGACUAUGCCGCCGUGGACAGCAGCAGUCUCAAGAAACACCUGCGGAUACAUUCUGACGAGCGGCCAUACAAGUGCCAGCUCUGCCCCUACGCCAGCCGCAACUCCAGCCAGCUCACCGUCCACCUCCGAUCCCACACGGGGGACACCCCCUUCCAGUGCUGGCUCUGUAGCGCCAAGUUCAAAAUCAGCUCGGACUUGAAAAGGCACAUGAUCGUGCACUCGGGGGAGAAGCCUUUCAAGUGCGAAUUCUGCGACGUCCGCUGCACCAUGAAGGCAAACCUCAAGUCCCACAUCCGCAUCAAGCACACCUUCAAGUGUCUGCACUGUGCCUUCCAGGGCCGGGACCGGGCCGACCUCCUGGAGCACAGCCGGCUGCACCAGGCUGACCACCCUGAGAAGUGCCCCGAGUGCAGCUACUCCUGCUCCAGCGCGGCCGCCCUGCGUGUGCACAGCAGGGUCCACUGCACCGACCGCCCCUUCAAGUGCGACUUCUGCAGCUUCGACACCAAGCGGCCCAGCAGCCUGGCCAAGCACAUUGACAAGGUGCACCGGGAUGAGGCCAGAAUAGAGAACCGGGCCCCAGCGGGCAAAGACGGGCCCAGAGAGAGCAGCUCCCAACACGUGGCCAAAAUAGUGACCCAGAGGGCCUUCCGCUGUGACAUCUGUGGCGCCUCCUUCGUCAGGGACGACUCUCUGAGAUGCCAUAAGAAGCAGCACAGUGACCAGAGUGAGAAUAAGAACUCGGAGUUGGUCACCUUCCCAUCUGAGAGCAGUGCCUCAAGCCAGCCUGGCACCCUGGUCUCUGUUGGGCAGCUUGAGGCGCCCCUGGAGCCCAGCCAAGGCCUCUAGGUCAACCAAGGAGGGUUGUCAGCUGUCAGGAAUCCCAAACAAAGGCUAUUGCCCAACCCUCCAAGCCAGACUGGCCAUAAGCCCCGACAAUGCCUGUUGUCUACUUUUCAGGCUUCUAGAAUUAAUGGCUCAAGUGACCCUGGUGUGAGGACAGAUACCAAAUGACAUGGUAAAAACACUCCUCCUUGUUGCCGUCUUCCCUCCAAGAAUGAUCUAAGCCAGUUGGCUCAGUCUUUCAAAGGUGGGAGCCACGGGGUGCUGCUCUGUCCAGUAGGAGUAACUUCUUCAUGAUGGAUUCCAGCCUUAAAACUGACCUGGAAUUCCUAAAUCUUUAAAAAAAAAAAAAAUUCUCUGAGGGAAUUAUUGAACUAUUUAGAUGGCGCAGAAAAAGAAAACUGACCCGUGUAGUAGAAGAGAGUUAAGAUGGGAACGGGUACAUGGAGGGUCCCAGAUGGCUGCAAAUAUUCUAGUACCUAACCUGGGUGGUAGCCUCAAGAGUCUUCGCCUUGUACAUGUUUGUGUGGUUUCCUUGAUCUGUUGUUUUACCAUAAAAAGGCAAACUAAGAGGGACACUUUUUUUUUUUUUUUUUACAUUCCUCCAUAAACUGGUUAUAGUGUGACAUCUUCCAUGCCCACCUUCAGUAAUUGAAUUAUAAAUGCACAUGGGUUUUGUCAGUGGGAGUGAGGAAAUCCAAUUUUGUACUACGGUGAAAUGAAAUGCAGUUUAAUCUGUAGGUGGCGCCAAAGAUCAAGGUAACACUAGACCAGCCAGUGAUUGUGAGACUCAAAAUUCAUUCAUAUUUUCUCAUAGAGGAAAGACUAGGAGCCCAGUGGGCCCUGAGCGUAGUUCUGGGAUAUGUGAUGUGUGGGACAGACCAGCGUGGUUUUUGCCACAGGAAGCACUUAAUGUUUGCUGAACCAAUGCACAAGUGACAACCCAGCCCUUACAUCAAUGAACGUUUCAGCUGACCCAAGCUUAGAAACUAUGGCACCCUGGUAGAUAUGUAAUUUAUCCAACGCUGCUUUGUUUGGUCUAUGCCGACAUCUUUUUGCAAACACGGUCUUUGUUAAAUAUAAAUUCCUGUGUGCCCUUAUCCAACGAAACACCUAUGCUUUUCGAAUAGAUUAGAUUCCGUUGUUUUCGAUAAAUUAGGAAAAGGGGUGUGAAAACCAAUUUUUAUAGAUUGUUUGCGUGGGGAUAUUUCCCUUAUGAAAUAGCAAGAGGUACAUAGCUUAUUUUGUUAUGACAAUUGUUUGAACAAAUGCGACUCCAUUUAUUUAAACCUUAUAUCAGGCAGUGAUAAUACACUGUUGAAUCUCUUUAUUGUAAGGGAAAAAAAAAGAUUAAAAUGAUGGCAGAGACUUUA